Molecule: messenger RNA, 1528 nt
Organism: Saprolegnia parasitica CBS 223.65
Lineage: Eukaryota; Oomycota; Saprolegniomycetes; Saprolegniales; Saprolegniaceae
Exons: 1
Coding region: 105-1499 (464 amino acids)
Biological process (GO): amino acid transmembrane transport
Cellular component (GO): vacuolar membrane
Molecular function (GO): amino acid transmembrane transporter activity
Source: RefSeq, a predicted model, not a curated record
CGGCUCUGCAUUGGAUUUGCAGGCGCGGAUUCCAGCGGUGAGCAAACGCCGCUGAGGUCCCUCGACUAGGACGGCGCACAAUUGAAUUUGAGCUUUCGACCACGAUGGCCGGACCCUUUAUGACCAUUGAAGACAUCAAGACGGGCUUCUCGCUCUUCUGCGUCGUCUGCGGUAUCGGCACCCUCUCGAUGCCGGGCAACUACGCCCGCGCCGGCUACGUCUGGGCGACGAUCGCGACCAUCUUCAUGGCCGCCAUCAACGUCUACGCCUCCGUGUGCAUCUCCAAGCUCAUGCUCGUGGCGCCCAAGAACGUCAAGACGCUCGGCGACAUUGGCGGUUGGGUGUUUGGCCUCCCGGGUCGCAUCUCGAUCGUGAUCGGGCACAUGCUUGUGUGCACGAUGGCCCCCAUCAUGUUUCUCGUCCUCGGUGGCACGAUCCUCACGACGCUCUUCCCCGACUCGUACGACGACACGACGUGGAUCAUCCUCAUGGGUCUCUCGCUCCUUCCCAUUUGCCUCGUCCCGACGCUCAAGGAAAGCGCGGGUCAGGCCGCGGCCGGCGCGAUUGGUAUCAUCCUCGCCGACGCCAUUGCCAUCUACCUCCUCAUCGCCAACGUCAAUGUCCCGGAAAACGUCUCGCCGCCGGCCCCCGAGAUCUCGCUCGGCGGCGUCACGAUGGUCUUUGGCUCGCUCUCGCUCGCGUACGCUGCUGGUAUCAUCAUUCCGUCGCUCCAGCGCGAGCACAGCGAGCCUGCCCGCAUGCCGCGUGUCAUCACCGUGACGCUGACGAUCGUGUCGCUCUUCUUCCUUCUCGUGUCGAUCCUCGGCGACUACAAGGUCGGCUGCCAGAUUCCCGGCAACCUCCUCUUUGCCAUCACGGGCACCAAGCUCGGCUUCAACGCGUCGCGCGGCGGUGUCAUCCUCGCGUUCCUCUUCAUGCAUCUUCACAUUGUGAUUGCCUUUGCACUCGUGCUCUUCCCGGCCAUGUUCCUCUGCGAACGCAUCUUCCUCGGCCUCCACAAGCAAGAACCGGUCGACGAGAAAGAGGCCGAGAUGAUCGACCUCGAGACGCCCAAAGAGAGCGCGGCGCACCACCACCACGAACACGAAGACGGCAUGGCUGCCUACGCUGCGCCUGGCUCGUACCUCAAGGCCGCGGUUGUCCGCACGAUUGUCGUGACGCUCUGCGUGGUAAUUGCGAUUGCGUUCAAGGACAAGUUCGGCGACCUCCUGGACUUUGUCGGUGCCUCGGCCACGUCGACGAGUUGCAUGAUUCUGCCGAUGGUGUUUUACCUCAAGACGUUUUGGCCGUCGGUCAAGUUGCCGGAGAAGGUGUUUGCGAUCAUUUCGAUCAUUGUCACGAGCAUCCUCGCGGUCUACGUCUCGAUCAAGACGGGCAUCAACCUCUUCUCGCCGUCCGACUCGACCGUGAUCUUCCCCUUCUGCCCCGCGCAGUUCCAGCAGGUUGUGUACACAAAUCAAACCCAUUACAAGUUCUAAGCUAGCAACCUGUAAUUUAUUUCGUGUCC